UAUCGCCCGUUUAAAUUCGUUUCCUUUUUUUUCAUUAAUAAUUCUGUUUAUAUUCAGAAUGUUAACGGGAGUCUUCAAAGGAACACUUUUGUGCUGCGAGAAUGAAAAUUUUACGUCGACUGGCAUCACCGACGCGAACAAAAGCGUUCCCCACGAGAUCGCCUCUUUCUUAAAAGUUAUUUACAAAGUCAUAAUGCCGGUGAUCGUAGGCAGUGGUCUUCUCGGUAACAUUUUAAUACUAACAGUGCUGUCUAUGCCGAUAUUCCGUGGAAUCGCGUAUUUGUAUCUCAGGGGACUGGCGCUGGCGCACGCUGGAGUCCUAGUAUCUUGGAUACCUAUCUUUUUCAGACUCGGUCAAGGUACGAAGGACAACUAUCCAUCGGUAUUCUACCACGCUCAUUUGGAGCUGGUCGCUGUGAACACGUUCUCCGUCGCAAGCAUUUUAAUAAUGACUUGCUUGAUCGUGGACCGAUACAUUUUCAUUUUCUUCCCGGCUCGCAUCCGUAACAGAAAUGCUCGGAAAAAUGUCCACUCUUUCGUCCUGUGCUCGUUCAUCUUCGGGUUCGCGAUCAGUGCUCCGCUGGCUAUAAUGAGAAUGGUGCACGAGUGGCAAGAUGGUACCGGUAAUCAUUUCUCAUUGCGCGAAAACGUUUCCGUCACGCGAAACGGCCUGUGGCACGCGUACAUCUGGAUCAUGGAAAUCACGGCCCGUCUUUGCCCGACCGUGAUACUUCUUAUACUGAACACCGUGGUCGUCAAGAGGUUUCUGCACCUGAACGCAAAGAAACGAGAAUUUCAAUUAGUUUCCGAACAGUACCGUACCGCGAACCUUCCUGACAUGUCUCUGUUAACCCGCAAUCGUGGAUACAGAGAAGAACAACACCUUGCUACAUUGAUGUCGGUCAUGGCUGUGUGUUUCGUGGUGACGAUGAUACCGUCGAUGGUUCUUCAGUUUUUGUACAGCAAUUACGAGACCGUAGAAACUGGCUACCACCUAUUUCGCGCGUUCGCCGCUGUCGUUGAGCUUUGCAAUUUCGCCGUGCCCAUUAUCGUAUACUUCACCUGUAGCAAAGAAUUCCGAAUAGAAUUCCUAAAAAUCCUUCAAAAUAAAUGUAGGAAGACCGUGGAAGAAGAUAUUGAACGACCAAUUGGGGAAAUUGAAGAUUACAGUAGACAUGGUACCACAGUUCGACUUACGCCUGAACAGACGAAAUUAAAUUCUCCCGGUUCCGCGAGCAGACUGAAUCCCAUGGAGGAAGACGGAGAGUCGGAAUUAUUGAACGCCUCCGAUGUUGUUUAGUAAUUGUACUAAUAAAUUGCAAAUAAAAAUGUCUAAUUGUAA
Messenger RNA from Dufourea novaeangliae, 1342 nucleotides. RefSeq names its product probable G-protein coupled receptor AH9.1. Gene Ontology annotation, cellular component: membrane. The coding region runs from base 59 to 1300 and encodes 413 amino acids. The transcript is spliced from 6 exons. Gene Ontology annotation, biological process: G protein-coupled receptor signaling pathway. Gene Ontology annotation, molecular function: G protein-coupled receptor activity. Lineage: Eukaryota; Metazoa; Arthropoda; Insecta; Hymenoptera; Halictidae. The record is from RefSeq and is a predicted model, not a curated record.